AUGGCGGAUCCAAACGCAGCAGCGCCGGGCAGCGACUCCGACAAUGACCUGUACGGCGACGACUAUCUUGAUUAUCUCCUCCUGGACCCCAACCCCAGCCUCGAGGAUGACCUGCCGCCGCUCGACCUGCAACUCGCCGUGAAGUCCGACGAGAAAGCCCCUCUGCCAGACAAUGGGAUCGGGGACCUGGACCCAUUUGACGAUCCCGCCGUUUGGCACAUGCUUAGUGGACAGCAUGCUAACGGGAACAAUGGGGCCGGUUCGGUCCAUGCGGGUCCCUCAAGGACGAGCAAUGGCGGCGCAGAGGAUUGCUACUAUCCACAACCGGAGGAUUGGAACUAUUUCGUGCCAAGGCCGCUUGCGGAUUGGCCAGCGUCGCCGCUUCCGUACAAUUGCAGUUGUUGUCACGUGCUUAGAGAGAUCAUUCAUACUCAUGGUGCGUUCGAUAAUUCUUCCGAUACAGUAGAAACUUCUCUUGCUGAUUAUUUUUGCAAGAAAAGUAUACAGAAUGUGAAGGAUUUUCUGCAGCAAUACUGCGAGGGAAGGAGACUGGCUGGCUACAUCAUGUACCAGGACCCGCUCGCCAUGUUCUACGAAGCUGUGUGCGUAGGAAUAGACUUCAAUGGCAGCGUAAACGCUGAUUAUUUCUUUCAACAACCUCUGACUCCGAUUCCGGCUCCAACUCCGACUGUUUCAGAGAAUCCUGGGCAAACGGACAAGCCAAAACCUAACAAACGACAGGCGAAGUCUCCUAAAACCGGGCUUGCAGCACAGAGGGAAAGAGCGGGAAAGAUGACGCUGGCAGAUGUCGGCGGUUACUUUCAUCUUCCGAUUGAAAAGGCUUCUAAAAGAUUGCGUUUGUGUCCUACUGUUGUCAAGAAAAUUUGCCGGAAAGGUGGAGUGGGACGGUGGCCUUAUAGAAAGGUUCAGUGUAUGGAGAAAAAGAUCUUGGACUUAAGGGAGCGGCUAAAGGGAGAAGAUGAACCGAAAAGGAGUCGCACACAAGCAGAAAUCCAGGAAUGGCAACGGAAAUUGGACAAGAUCCGCUACGGAGUUGCUAGAACGGAAUAG
Messenger RNA from Rhodamnia argentea, 1071 nucleotides. RefSeq lists its product as uncharacterized. The transcript has 5 exons. Gene Ontology annotation, molecular function: DNA-binding transcription factor activity. The coding region runs from base 1 to 1071 and encodes 356 amino acids. The record is from RefSeq and is a predicted model, not a curated record. Lineage: Eukaryota; Viridiplantae; Streptophyta; Magnoliopsida; Myrtales; Myrtaceae.